GGCCGCGUGGGCUCGAUGUGUAUUGACAAGUUAGCUGGUUCCGUAGGAGCGGUAGGGUCGCCGCCAAAGAGAUAGUUGUCCUCCCUACUACUAGCUAUGUGUGACCGUGUGCCAGUGACUUUCUGGGUCUUUGUUGCCGGGUUUGUAAUAUGUGGACGAUAAUGUCUCCUCAGGGAACGAUUGUGAGGAUUAAAUGAGAUACGGGAGAAAGAGAGAGCGUGAAAGAGAGAGGAUGUCUCUCUCAGAUUGGCACCUGGCGGUGAAACUGGCUGACCAGCCACUUGCCCCAAAGUCUAUUCUUCGGUUGCCAGAGACAGAGCUGGGAGAAUACUCACUGGGGAGCUAUAGUAUUUCAUUUCUGAAGCAGCUCAUUGCUGGCAAACUCCAGGAGUCAGUUCCAGACCCUGAGCUGAUUGAUCUGAUCUACUGUGGCCGAAAGCUAAAAGAUGACCAGACCCUUGACUUCUAUGGUAUUCAACCUGGGUCCACAGUCCAUGUUCUGCGAAAGUCUUGGCCAGAGCCUGAUCAGAAACCAGAACCUGUGGACAAAGUGGCUGCCCUGCGGGAGUUCCGGGUGCUACACACCGCCUUGCACAGCAGCUCCUCCUACAGGGAGGCGGUCUUUAAGAUGCUCAGCAAUAAGGAAUCUUUGGAUCAGAUCAUUGUGGCUACCCCAGGCCUCAGCAGUGAUCCCAUUGCUCUUGGGGUUCUCCAGGACAAGGACCUUUUCUCUGUCUUUGCUGAUCCCAACAUGCUUGAUACGUUGAUACCUGCUCACCCAGCCCUAGUCAAUGCCAUUGUCCUGGUUCUGCACUCAGUGGCAGGCAGCACGCCACUACCGGGGGCGGACUCCUCUUCCCGGAGCACGCCCUCCAGCUCUUACCGGGACAUGCCAGGUGGCUUCCUGUUUGAAGGGCUCUCUGAUGAUGAGGAUGACUUUCACCCAAGGGCCAGGUCCACACCCUCUAGCAGCACACCCAGCUCCCGCCCAGCCUCCCUGGGGUACAGUGGAGCUGCUGGACCCCGGCCCAUCACCCAGAGUGAGCUGGCCACUGCCCUGGCCCUGGCCAGUACUCCAGAAAGCAGCUCUCACACGCCAACUCCUGGCACCCAGGGCCAUUCCUCAGGGACCUCGCCAAUGUCCAGUGUCCAGUCAGGGACGCCCAUCACCAAUGAUCUCUUCAGCCAAGCCCUACAGCAUGCCCUGCAGGCCUCUGGGCAGCCCAGCCUUCAGAGCCAGUGGCAGCCCCAGCUGCAGCAGCUGCGUGACAUGGGAAUUCAGGACGAUGAGCUGAGCCUGCGGGCCCUGCAGGCCACUGGGGGGGACAUCCAAGCAGCUCUGGAGCUCAUCUUUGCCGGAGGAGCCCCAUGAACUCCCUGCUCUUCCUGAACCCCCAACAAACUGCCAAGGUGGCUGCCUGUGGGAGGCACUCCUGGAGGUGCCCCAUCUCUCCUCUCCUCAAUACACCUGAUGGUUGACCUUC
Molecule: messenger RNA, 1484 nt
Organism: Miniopterus natalensis
Lineage: Eukaryota; Metazoa; Chordata; Mammalia; Chiroptera; Miniopteridae
Gene: UBL7
Product: ubiquitin like 7
Biological process (GO): ubiquitin-dependent protein catabolic process
Cellular component (GO): cytosol
Molecular function (GO): polyubiquitin modification-dependent protein binding
Source: RefSeq, a predicted model, not a curated record